GGCGAUUUUUAGCCAUAACGCACAAGACUAGUUGAAGGACGCGCCGUCAUCAUGUUUGACUGCAUGGACGUGCUGGCCGUGAGUCCCGGGCAGAUGCUGGAUUUCUACACGUCCAGCCCGUCCUCCUGCAUGCUGCAGGAGAAGGCUCUGAAAGCCUGCAUCAGUGGACUGGCGCACAGAGAGUGGCAGCACCGCCGGAGCGCUCACUGUAGGUCCAACUUCUCCUCAUCUGUUAUUAUUGUUGCUGUUGUGGUAAUUGCCUCACUCAGAGCUGUGAGGAUGAGCUGCGCCGGUGCAGGCUGAGUCCACGAGCCACACGACUCACAACAAGUUGCCAUAAACGGCCUCCAGGUCUGAGAAUUACUGAAGAAGUGGGGAUCAGACAACGAAAAGUCUCUUUUGCUCAAUUCAAAUCAGACUAAUUAGGGAAUUAGUUUUUAUAAGAGUUGUAAGAAAACUCUUGGAAGCAGGGCUCAUGAAAGCAUCACAGGCGCUUCAUAAAAAUAUUAGAUGUAAUAAUUCUUAGUAAACACACAGGGAGAACAUUUCUGGAGCAGCGUCGUGGCAUUAAGUGUAAUUUUCUAGUGCUUGUCUGAUAAAAAAAACAAAACAACAAGUUUGUUUUGAUGGUAGCCUCAGUGGGAAGCUCUCCAGCACCUUCUCCCAAACGUCAUAUUUCACUCCUACCGUGCGCCCGCAUACAUCCUCAGCAGUGGCAGCAGCUGCGACCUGCUGAUGUAUGACUUGUCUCAGAUCAGCCCAGUUCAGAGAGCAGCAGACUGGAGGAAUGCAGAGAGUAAACACAGGCGGCGUUUCCACACCUCCUCCCCCGGCCGCACAUGACAGGAGGGGCGGCCUGACGAGCCGCGACCUGCGCUCUCUGACACUGAUUUUGAUAAAUGACCCCGCGGACUUUUCAACAAGAUUAGCGGGCUGCUAUCGGAACAUGUCAGCCUCUUGCGUUUUGAAUUGGCCAAGGCUGAUAGAUGGACUGCUGCUAGUUUUUGUCCAGGAGACUAAGUGGGUGCUUUAAGGACAGCUGCAUUCCUAGGAAUAUUGGAAGUGAUUCCUCCUUUGGGAAAAACCAUUGAAACGCAGAGCACCAGUUCUGAGGAGCUCGUCCCCAGCCCGCCGUCCCCGCCACCCCCUCCCAGAGUCUACAAGCCCUGCUUCGUCUGCCAGGACAAGUCCUCUGGAUACCACUAUGGUGUCAGUGCUUGUGAGGGCUGCAAGGGUUUUUUCCGCCGAAGCAUCCAGAAGAACAUGGUGUACACGUGUCACCGGGACAAGAACUGCAUUAUCAACAAGGUGACGAGGAACCGCUGUCAGUACUGCCGCCUGCAGAAGUGUUUCGGAGUAGGAAUGUCCAAAGAGUCUGUUCGAAAUGACCGGAAUAAGAAGAAGAAGGAGAGCCCAAAGCCGGAGCUGGCAGAGAGCUACGAGCUGACAGCCGAGCUGGAGACCAUCAUUGAAAAGAUUCGUAAGGCCCAUCAAGAAACCUUCCCCUCCCUCUGCCAGCUUGGCAAAUACACCACGAACUCGAGUGCAGACCACCGUGUGAGGCUGGACCUGGGCCUGUGGGACAAGUUCAGCGAGCUGGCCACUAAGUGCAUUAUCAAGAUCGUGGAAUUUGCCAAACGAGUGCCUGGCUUCACAGGGCUGACCAUCGCGGACCAGAUCACGCUCCUGAAAGCUGCCUGCCUGGACAUUCUGAUCCUGCGCAUCUGUACAAGGUACACCCCCGACCAGGACACCAUGACCUUUUCAGACGGGCUGACCCUCAACCGAACGCAGAUGCACAACGCUGGCUUCGGCCCACUCACCGACUUGGUGUUCACUUUUGCCAACCAGCUGCUGCCCAUCGAGAUGGACGACACGGAGACAGGCCUCCUAAGCGCCAUCUGUCUCAUCUCCGGAGACCGUCAGGACCUGGAGGAGCCCUCCAAGGUGGACCAGCUCCAGGAGCCACUCCUGGAGGCUUUGAAGAUCUACGUGAGGAAGCGUCGGCCCAGCAAACCGCACAUGUUCCCCAAAACCCUGAUGAAGAUCACGGAUCUGCGCAGUAUCAGCGCUAAAGGAGCAGAGCGGGUCAUCUCUCUGAAGAUGGAGAUACCGGGUUCCAUGCCGCCACUCAUCCAGGAGAUGCUGGAGAACUCGGAGGGCCAAGAUGGCCAGAGCAGCAGUAGCAGCAGCAACAGCAGCACUUCAGCUGAGGCGGGGGCGAGCCCCAGCAAUAAGGGCAGCCCCAACGAGGACGCCGCUGCUGUUGAGUCGCCAGAGUCCUUGGACACCGAGGGGGCUACAGCCACACCACCCAGUGACGAGCCUUAGGGUGCCAAGCCCUAGGGUGCGUUUCGAAACUCUCUCUGACAUUCCUUUGCACAAAAAAGGAACAGCCGGACAAGGUGCCGACCCCCUUUGACCCCUCUACCCACUCCUUUGCUUGGUAUUACGUUAUCUUUAUUUCCUCGUCCUAUUUUUCGCCCCCAUUCCUCUAAAAUUCCUUCCUUAAAAAGAAAACGUCAACACGGAGGCCUCAAAGGAUCAGUGCUUUGUGUAUAAUUCUGAAUUGAGCUCUUAUUUGGCGUGGUGUCUCUGGGACAGGGACUGUGACAGGGAGGGCGUGGCACUCGCAAACCGCCAGAGAUGAUACUCCUCAGGUCUCCUGUGUAAAUUCUUAUCUGCAUGACGGGAGUUUGAUAAGUGGUUUUACUCCUCUCUCUCGCUCUCUUUCUCUCUCUCUCUCCCUCUCUUUCUCUGUCCUCAUCUCUUUUCAUCUCUCGUAUUGUUGGCAUAUGUACAUUGUACAUAUCAUUGUAUGGUUAGAUCUCAAUGAUGAAUUUUGUGGUGCUUUUUUCAUUGUCUUAAAUAUUAUCUGAGGCGAUACAUCAAGGUUUAAAACUGGACUACCUGCAAGUCCUUCAAAAAGUUAUUUAGAAUGUUAUUGCAUAUAGUUAUUAUGGAAGUCUAAUAUUUUCUAUUUGUUCCACUAUUUAAAACUGUUUUUGUCUUUUAUAACACUUAUUGGUUCAUGUCUCUACAUGAAUGAGUGUACAUCCACACCGCCAGAAUGCAAAGCUUCUCUCCAUACUGACAGUCAGUAUGGAGACAGUUCAACUGUUUCCUCAAAGGAGGGAAGCACAACAGCAGAAGCCUUUGAUACACACUCAUCAGAUUGACCACGUCUGUUUAACUCUUAGUCUCAACAGGAACUGCAGAGACUCGACGUGCGAGAUUAGAUUUAGAAUGAGCCAGUCUAUGAAAUCAACUCAUUUGGUGGCUGUAUCUCCUCAGUGAAUCAGUUUACCUCACUGUCAAAACAAAUUGUGAAAAUUAGGUUGCUGAUAGAUGCCAGAGAUAUUUCUGCAGCAGGCUGUGAUCACAUAGGAUACUUUUUGUAUCCAUUUCCCUGUUCCCUUCUACUUUAACUGGACCAUGAUUCAUCUUAAACUGUGUUGCACUUUAUUAUCAUCAUCUGGUCAGUUAAGAAGUUUAACAAGUUUAAAAGCCAAUGUUGUGCCACAAUUUAUUUCCCCUAAAAAAUCAGUUUCCCCGAGGCAUCACGCUUAUUUUUACUGGUCGCAAACCGCAACUGUCUAUGAGGAAGGUGUCUGGCUUCACAUUAGUCUACUUGCUAUUUAUUUAUCUAAUUUCCACCCACAUGAUUUUGUUGUUCAGUGGAAAAAUUACCAGUACGAGAGGGAAACCAAUUUUUUAGAGACACAAGGGAAUAUAAAUGUUGGCGCAACAACAAUGAAACCGAGAGCCGAUGAAAAUAAAUCCUUGAAACGGACAUCAUGUAUCCACGUUCUCUCUUUCCAGACUGGCAUGUUGCCCUCCUGUUAGCAAACGGAGCCAGCACUGCCUGGUGUAAAUUGAGUCUAUGUAACUUUUGCUGAACAGUGGCCCAAGAGGCAAGUAGGGAUAGUGGUAAAUGCUAAAACAUAGUCUAACAGUAGAACAAAGAGAAGAAAGUCACAAAGUCAUUGAACUGACUCAAUUUCAGUUACACACAACAAUCUUACGUUAGCUUACAUUAGCUAGCAUAAGACAGCAUAAGCUUCCGGUCAUACCAGCACAAGGCUGUAGCAGUAAAACCCCUGAGCAGUGAACUUAGCAAGGGUGUUUUAUUGCUUAUGAGAUUAGCUUUUCAUUCGUAAGAGAAUGAAUGUGCUAAUUCUGCUUUCAAAAGUUACAUAACCUCGCUCAGGUUUAAAAUCCAGUUUUGUUACAACUUUGGUAUUUUCUUUUUUUGUAGUUUUGGUCAUUAGUUAUGCUAAUCUUACCACAGUAACUGUGCUAAGGUCUGGGAACACAACAACAUAGCUUCAACCAAGCCUGAUGGGGAAUCAGACAGGUUGUAAAGAAGCCAACAGUUUAGCCAGAUUAUCAAAAACCCUGGGAGUAAAAACAGAAAGUGAACACGCCCGAAAUGUUGCUAAUUGCACAGGAAAACUGUUCACAUGCACAACUACGGAAAGUAUGGCAGGUCAAAGUAAAACCAGAAAGUCGUCUGGUGAUGAAUGUUUACCACGGACAGUUUGGGUCAUAAUUUUAGCAUUCAUCUUUGAUUUGUCUUCAAAUAGUUUGCCUAACCUGUCUGACCGUUUGACUUCUUUUUAGCAAUGUUGCCGUGUUCCCAGAUCUCAUUAAGCAAUUAAGUUGGUGAGUAGUGUUAUAAACUAUACCCAAGUUCUAAUAAACCAGAAUCAUCCUCUAAGUUAUGACAUUAAAAGAAAACUACAGUUUAUUACAACUUGGGUUUCAUUUUUGUGUUAUAAUUUCGUGUUAUAAUAACAUUGUACUCACCGAAGUAAUUAAUGAGAUCUCGUAAAGUGGCGACAGUGCUAAAAAUAGGUCCAACAGGGCAACAAACAUGAGCAGUCAGACAAUUCGUUUUAAACAAACCCCACGUUAGCCAAAUUUAUUUUGGAAAGAAAAAGAAAACGGUAAAAUUAUUACCCAAACAGAACAGACAAACUUCCUGGUUCAACUUGGACCUAUCGUACGUAACAUAGUUAUGCCCGCUCAAAGUUUUGCUUGUGUAAUAAGGAACUAUUUGUCAUGUAACAGGUGCACUAACUUUGGUUUUGCUUUCAAAUAAAGCAGUAGCUAAUCUGGCAAAACUGUUGGCUUGUUUACAACCUGUCUGAUUGUCUGACUGAUUGUGGUUCUUGCCCCAUUGCACCUAUUUUUAGUGAUGUCACCAUGGUCCAAGCGCACAGCUAUUACUUUGGUGAGUACGAUGUUAUCAUAACCUACAGAAAUCAUGGCCAAAACUACAAAAAAAAAGACCCAAAUUGUAAUAAACCGUAAUUUUUCUGUAGCGCUUUUGUUGCUUUAGGUCGCAUCUAACACUCCUUGUACCCUUUAAAUUUUUGCUUUCUAUGUUAACUAGCAGUGCUAGGUUUUGGGUUUGAGCUUUCAGUCUGAUCACAGCCUAAGGUAGCUUUGACUUUUCAAAAACUGCCUGAAUGUCAGCCUAAUGAGUGUGUAUCUACCACUAAUAGCAUGUACAACCAACCGGGCUCUACAAAUGCACAUGGGCUCUGUUAUGGCCUUAUGAGCAGAGCUCCUCAACCCGCUUUUCUCCUUUCCUUUUCAGAAGUGUCUUGUUUGAACCGGUGAAACACGGGGGCAAUGCAAUCCUUAAAACACACUGAUGACGAUUGUACACUAAUGUAGAAAGCACACGGUGGGAUGGGAUCCACAAAUCCUCUCCGAACGUUCGCCUUGCUCUUCAGACUUGACAGUGUAAGCUACAUUUAAUGAUGCAGAAUGAGAUUCCACAUGACCUUUCAACCCCCUGAGAAGUGCAGACGAGUAAAGCUUCUCAUUGGACAGUAGAUCCGACUGAGCUCUUAAUUUCAUUGGCAUAGAAGUAGGCAGCGUGUCUUAGAUCAGAUGAGGUGGUCCUGCUGAAAUUAAAAGAUGAUCCUAGAAAACUGCUUUUCUCCACAGCUGAGGUCACACAUGAUACUGAACAAUAAGAAACAAACUCCAUUAUAUCCUCCUAUAGGACCCAGAUCCCUCACUACCCUGCUGUCCCUGCUGGCUGAAUAACGGCUCCAAUAUAUCAAGUGGUCGUUCAUUUACAGCACAGGACAAACUAACUGUAGCACUUAAAAAUGUUGAACCAUUGAAAUGUAGCUGUAAUACUGAAACUGAACAAUAUGAAGGCAGUAGAACCUCUGCAACCAAAUGAGGAGGACAAAGUUCAGCUUUAAAGAAGUUAAGCACAAACGUUAUACAUCACAGAGAAUAGUGAUAUUAAACGGCUUUGGAAAUGCUUUCACACUGCUUUGUGAAAAGAUGUGUUUCUUCAUUUCGGAAAUGAUGCAGGAAGUACUGUAGGUCUGGAGCACUACAGAUGUCUCAGCCUUGGUUUAAACUAGUGAAGGUUUAUAAGCAGAUAUUUGUGCCAUCAGGUACUGAAUUUGGUUAAUCUGAAUUUGUGUUUCGUCAUUUCAAGCUGUAUAUCAAGUUUUGAAUUUAUUUGCAUUGACUUUGUAUAUACAGGUUUGAAACCAAACUGAAUUAAAUCUAAGUUCAAAGUGUGGUGCUACAGUGUAAACAAGUUUAGAUGAACCACAUGGAAUGAAUUGAUGAUAUGAAAUGACAUGAGAGUGAUAGGACAUGUUGCCAUGUUGUCAUUUUCAGAUGGGUGAAUUAGCUGAGUGUGUGCUGUUGCAUUUUAAGUUGAAUUUUACAAAUCUGAGUUCUUUAAAAUUUAAUUGAAUGUGAAAUACUUCUACGGCCUUCUUUGUGUCAGGUUUGACAGUUCUUUCCUAACCUUGGAAACAGCAGUCGACAAAACAAUCUCAAGGUCCACUUGUUCUGGAGCUUUUGACCCUAUCACAUGAUCUUCAUCAGCAGAUAAAGUUUGCUUAGUUGUCAUGGAACUAUAGAUGUUCAAAUUUUCCAAGAUUCUGAGCAGUUGUAGGACUUGUCAUCCAUGUUGGCUAAGAAAAAAUAGUUAGACAUUUUGGGAAAUGCACUUAUUUGCUGGAGCCAGGACUUAGCUUAGCAUAAAGACUGGAGAGAGCCUGUCUAACUGUUUUCCCGUUUCCAAAGUUAAAAAAUAUCCCUAGUUCAAAAAUGCGUUCAUGGCUUAACCUUGGAAACAGUAGCUGAGAAGUUGGGUUAUCAGAAUUUAUUAAAUUGUCAAAACAAUAUUAACUCAAGGUCAACUUACUCACUUGUUCUGGAGCUUUCAGCCGCAUCCCACGUCAUCAGAUGGACUAUCCGGAAUUACUCCCUAUUGCACUACAUUUACGUGCGCCCUUUUACGUGAGUGUCCGAAAUCUUUGUGGGUAAUAUAUGCGCUAUAUAGUUCAAUGUUCAAUAUCUCAAUUUACUGCUUACUAUAGAGCAAACCAUUGAGUGUCUGUUUUAUAGGGUUGUAGGGAAUUAGUGAUUUGAGACAGUGAUGUUUAAACCUUCGAUGAUUGUGAGCACUUUUGGGACUUCUUGUCCAAGCUGGCUUAAAGGUUAAGCUUUACAGUUCUUCUUGACCCUGGAAACUAAUUUAUAAAAUUAUUAAGUUUGAUGACACUUAGUUCCUUAAAUACAAAUGUGAAAACCUGAUGCAAAAUCAAACUUAAUAUGGCACCUGUUUUUUGGCACAAAUAUCUUCCCAUACAUGUUGUCCUAAACACCUCACAAUGUUUGCAGAGAUAUAAACUGUACAUGAAACUGUUGCAGUGACUAGAUGAGUCCUGCAGCUUCUUGCAUUUGAUCCGAAAUAGGAAAGUAAGACAACCCUUUAGGGCAGUGAAGGGUUCUGGGUCUCAGCAGCACAUAAUAAAAACCCAUUUGCAUUCCAUCCCUGCUCAGAAAUACAUAUCAUAAGGGAAAGCAGAGGUGUUUCAGUUUUUCGUUUUAACGUGUUUGAAUGUGAAUAAUGUCAUGGAGUCUGUCAGAAGAAUGAUAUGCAGUGUUAAGGAAUACAGACUUCUAUCUCAAUGUAACAUAGGAAAUGCUCUCCCUUGGUUCUCUCUGUCUUGCUCUCCUGGUGAGAGAUGAAGGGAGGCAUCUUGGUGUUUUUCUUUUUCUUGUUUUUGAAGCUGGAAAACCUUCACAGCCGAAGAAUGUCCACAUCUAACCCUGAAGCGUCAGGCCAGCCCUCAGGCACCUGACUGCAGCAGGGACUGUUAUCUGUUCCUCUAGGAAACAACUUCACAAUGCUGAAUUACUCUUGUUCAUUUCUGUUGAAUGUUGUACCGACGUAACUGUAAUACUCUACUAUCUAGCUCACUGCAGAGAUGUUAUAUAAAUGGUGUGUGCUUUGCAUUCCAAUUGGCAGCUCUGUGGAAAAGACGCUCUGUUAUUUGUCCUUGGGAACAUCAACAACUCGCAUCCAAGUUUAAAAAAAAAAAAAAAAAAGGGAGGAGGAACUGGAACUUGGUGGGCUGAUUUGGGCAUCCAGGCCGUACACAACACACACACGCACACACACACACACACACACACACACACACACACACACACACACACACACACGUAUGAUUUGGGACAAUGAGAACGAGAAGCCCAUGAGGGGAGAAAUGAACACCCAAGUCACCUCAGCGCCCAACAUUGUCAAUAUGUUCUGUUCUUGUUCCAUGUCAAACAACAGAGCUGCUUCCCCCCUCCUCAGCCAGGAAGCCAAUCAGCUGUCGUCAAUCAAUCAAACCCAAUCAAUCGACAGCUAUUUGGUUAACAGGUCAACUAAUGAACCAGGGUUCGACCGAUAUGGGGUUUUGAAAAUUGAUAGACAUUUUUAUAUAUUAUAUUAUGUGCCAAUAAUCAGUCCAAGGAAAAACUGAUCUUCAGAACAGUUUGAUAGCCUGGGGUGUUUUUUUAAGUGUAGCCCAUGUCCCUCAACCUGCCUAGUCUAUUAGGUUUCCCAGAAUGCCUUUCAACAACACCCAGACAACCACCCUCCACUGGGAAUUUCUUAAAGCUGCACUAAUCAAUAUUUUUAUAUUAACAAUGGAUCUAAUUACUAUGUAAAAUGUGAAAAGUGUCACUCCUACUGACAAACCCACGGAGAAAAAUCACCCAACUCUGCAGUCCUACAGAGUGUUUUAGCUACUUGUAGUGCUUUGUUUUUGUUUUAUAGCCCGCAACUUAACUAAACGCUCUCAUCAAGCUAGUUUCCAACUGCUGCGAGCAGCUGUUUACAGUGUAAAAGCUCUGAUAAAUCCACUGUACUGUUGUGUUCACAGCUUGUUCUGCUGCCCCCAAGUGGCUAAACAAUCAGUUAUUGCAGCUUUAAAGUGUGGUUACAUUUGGCCAAUUAUCUACAGAAAUAAAACAAUAAAUGUAUCCAAAAAUCAAAGUUGAAUUCAAAUCUGGCAUUUUUAAGAGUUUUGGGUGAAUUCUCUUUUUAAAUUUGAAAAUUUGAAUUGAAUGCCUCAAAUUUACAAAUACUUGUUAAAUCCCUGGAAUAUUACAGGAAGGGUAGUAUUUAGUGUCUAAAUACUCUCUAAGUAUUUACACUUAGACACCAGAAAUGAAAAACUGAAAGACUGUAAUACUGCAUUGAUGGCAUGUUAUUCUGACUUUGGAGUAUUCACGCAUUAUUCCAAGAUGGUUACCCCUUUGCUAGCCUUGUAGUCACACCAUAUAAGCCUAAUGAGCUAUUUUUAUUAUGUUGCAUAUUUUUAGUGGCUCGUUGACACAUGAAACAAACAUGUGUAGCUAUUUUUAAUUAGCUGAAUCAACUGAAUUAGAUUCAAUAAUGGAUUUUAUUUUGAUGUAACCAUAAGCGAUGGUGGCUUUGCAGCCAUUUUGCUGCCAAUUGCUUAUGUAAUUCUUUUCUCCAGGUGUCAGAAAUGACCAAUAUCUGACUCAAAUUUCAAGCAGCAGGCUGACAUGACGUUUUUUUCCACUCAUAAUUACAGUCUUAACAAAUCUGAAUCAUCUGAAUGACAUGAAUGCAACUAAUUAAACUGCCCAACAAAUUAAAACAGCAUUACAGGUAUAAAAACUCAAUAUCAGCCCCCCAUAUCGGUCUAACCCUAGAUAAAACACCUUACCUAGGAGCCAGAAAACAUGACUGUGAACCUCAAUAUCAAUCAUUAACAGUAACUCUGUUGUUGUCCAUGGAGGUGUUCUUGGUAGACAUCACAAACUGUCCACAGUCGCCUUUUUUCCAUCGGUAUCAGAGUACCUCACCACCAAUCAUAUGCAGUGUUGUAUAGUCGUGUUAAUAUGAGACAUGACGGUCACAUCUUACUGGCCAUGGGGGUGGAAGGGGCAGGGGUCGUUGUGGAUUUAUCCCAUCAAACCCUGUUGCCGGCCCAUAGGGUGAAGUCGACCUCAGGAGCUGCUCUGAGGUUUGAGCUUCAAUCUGUUUCAGCUCUCCAUUUUGAAUAUUGUCUUUGUUUGUACAUUAACAUAUGCUUUUUAUGUUCAUAUACUGUUUAACUUUACCAUGAACUGUCCUGGCAAAGUAAUAAAAUAUAUUUAUUUUAAAAUA
Messenger RNA from Siniperca chuatsi (mandarin fish), 10465 nucleotides. Its product is annotated as retinoic acid receptor beta-like. Bases 1264 to 2331 code for a protein of 355 amino acids. The transcript is spliced from 8 exons. Gene Ontology annotation, cellular component: nucleus; transcription regulator complex. The record is from RefSeq and is a predicted model, not a curated record. Gene Ontology annotation, biological process: cellular response to corticotropin-releasing hormone stimulus; retinoic acid receptor signaling pathway; regulation of transcription by RNA polymerase II. Lineage: Eukaryota; Metazoa; Chordata; Actinopteri; Centrarchiformes; Sinipercidae. Gene Ontology annotation, molecular function: zinc ion binding; RNA polymerase II cis-regulatory region sequence-specific DNA binding; nuclear glucocorticoid receptor binding.